Molecule: messenger RNA, 4072 nt
Organism: Bradysia coprophila
Lineage: Eukaryota; Metazoa; Arthropoda; Insecta; Diptera; Sciaridae
Gene: superdeath
Product: Suppressor of ER stress-induced death
Biological process (GO): proteolysis; peptide catabolic process
Cellular component (GO): membrane; cytoplasm
Molecular function (GO): peptide binding; zinc ion binding; metalloaminopeptidase activity
Source: RefSeq, a predicted model, not a curated record
CAGACAUUUCAUUCAUGAUCAGUCUCUGUUGUCAGUCGUAUGAUUCGGUCGCACACAACCGACACUAUGCGUAAUCGUACCAAUGUAAAUUAUUGUGCGUUACUUCGUUUUUAGAAAUGUGUUUCAUUUUGUGACGGUUAAACAAAAUUUCAAAAUAAAAACAAUUUUUUGUUGCUCUUUAAUUUCGGAAAGGAUGGAUUACAGCAAAUGAAACGAUUUGCUGAUCAUUUCAAGUGAAAAAUAAUUGUUCCGAUAAAACCGAAAUUAUUUCUAUCACUCAAAACAUUUUAUUGGAGUAUCACGGGCACACAACUAUAACUAAAAAUAAGCCAAUUUAAAUUUGAAGUGAUUUAAUUUACAUUUAUCUGAUUAAAUAAAAUAGCGGCAUGUGCUUGGCUCGUUUGUUGUUGCAUAUUUUUGUGUUAAAAAAGUGAUGAAAGAAUCAAAAAAAAAUAUUUCGAAAAAAUUCUUAUCAAUUAAUUGCACAUAGAGCAAAAUACUGUCUGCUGGUUAGUUAAUUACUAAGAACAAAGAUGUGUGUGGUCAUAUAGUGCAUUUUUGAAACGUUCUUAUUGUGGUUUGAUGUUAAACAACAUUUUAAUAACAAGAUUUUAUUGUCGUGUGGAAUCAUACUGAAAGUUAAUAGAACAAUUGAAUCUACACUGUUCCGGAACGUUUUUAUUGUCUAUAAAUAUCUAUUCAUCGAAAUUCAUUGAUUGGGGUUGUUCCUGCCGUUAUGCAAGUACGAGAAAACCUUUCAAUGGAAACGGAAACAAACACUUCAUUCGGAAAUCGUCGUGGUUUCUUCAUUACCCGAACCUCACUGGUCUUACUGUCAGCAUUUUUCGUGUGCAGCGUCAUAGCCGCUGGCUUUCUCAUUUACAAUUUCGUUACAUGCCCUCAAAUUCCUAUCGAAUCGACAGUGUGCGAACAUCAUCAUGUUGUUCCACUGCUAACGCAUUCCAAGAAUGCGUCAAAAACAAUUUAUUCAAAGGAUCAACCGCAUACAACAAGCACCACCAAAGAAGAAGUUCCCUACCUGAGACUACCAAGAUCGGUGGUGCCGACUGCCUAUGACAUAAAAUUGAUUCCGUUUAUUUGGCCCGAUAAUUUCACAUUUCUGGGCGAUGUUCGAAUUUUAGUCAAUAUUCUGGAGCCAACGAAUAACAUCACAUUGCAUGCCGAAACAUCGAUCAAAAUAAAAUCUGAAGAUGUUGGAGUAAGACUUGUUCACAACGGUAAUGUGACGGACAGUAAAGAUGAAAUCAUUGCCAAGCAAUACUUUGAAGCGACAAAACAGUUUUAUGUAAUGGAAUUUCAAAAGAAAUUGCAACCAGGCGAAAUUUACGAGGUUCGAAUAAAAUAUGUCGGAGUGUUGGAUGCGUACAUGCAAGGAUUUUACAGGAGCUCAUAUGUCGAGGGGAAUGAAACAAGGUGGUUGGCAGCAACCCAAUUUCAACCAACUGAUGCUCGGAGAACAUUUCCUUGUUUCGAUGAACCCGCCCUUAAAGCGAAAUUCAAUUUGAGUUUGGCGCGACCCAGAAAUAUGUCGUCGUUAUCCAAUAUGCCAAGAUUGAAGCAGGUAGAUCAUGUUGACGGAUUACCCGACUAUGUGUGGGACAUAUACCAAGAAUCGGUUCCGAUGUCAACGUAUCUUCUUGCAUUUGUAGUGUCCGAUUUUGUAAAUAAAUCUUCUGGAAUCUUCAGCGUUUGGACGCGAAACGAAGCAACACGUUCGGCGGAAUAUGCGUUAGAUGUCGGUCCAAAGCUGCUGAAAUUCUUGGAGACAUUUUUCGGCAUAGACUAUCCGCUGCCGAAAGUUGAUAUGAUUGCUCUACCUGAUUUUACGGCAGGUGCAAUGGAAAAUUGGGGUCUGAUAACGUUUCGAGAAUCAGCAUUGCUGUACGAGGAGGGAAUAUCAGGCCGCAUCAACAAACAACGAGUGGCUACUAUUGUUUGCCACGAAUUAGCUCAUCAAUGGUUUGGCAAUCUUGUUACGCCCGAUUGGUGGGACCUGUUGUGGCUGAAUGAGGGCUUCGCUAGCUACAUGGAAUACGUUGGCGUUGAUGCAAUCGAACCGAAAUGGAAGUCAAUGGAUCAGUUUGUUGUUCACGAGCUGCAGGGAGUCUUUACGCUGGAUGCGCUAUCAACUUCACAUAAAAUAUGGGUGGAGGUUGGUAAUCCUGAGGAGAUCAAUGAGAUAUUUGACAGAAUAUCGUAUGGAAAAGGAGCUACCAUUAUUCGUAUGAUGGAUCAUUUUUUGACCACCGGAGUAUUUCGAACCGGUCUCACCAACUAUUUACGGAAAAAAUCAUAUCAGGCAGCCUCACAAGAUGAUUUAUGGUUUUUCUUCACCGAAGAAGCUCGUUACACGCACGUUUUCGACAAUACCAUGUCAGUCAAAGAAGUCAUGGACACUUGGACGUUGCAAACGGGUUUCCCGGUAGUGACCGUCACUCGGGAUUACAAUUCGUCGACAGUUCGUUUCCAUCAAAAGAAAUUUGAAUAUGCCGAUGAGGUUGGUAAAAAGAAACAUUCCGAAAAGCAUUCCGAAAGUCUGUGGUGGAUUCCAAUUACAUAUACCACGUCGAAUGUCUUAAAUUUUAAUGAAACUCGUCCAUCUAGUUGGAUUCGGAAAACGAAAGAAUUGGUAUUGCCAGACGUCGAGAUCAACAGUUUGGAUUGGAUAAUUGUUAAUGUGCAACAAACUGGCUACUAUCGGGUAAACUAUGACCUGAAGAACUGGAAUCUGAUAAUCGCAUACCUCAGGAAUAAAAGACAUUUCUCGAAAAUCGCACCUACCAAUCGGGCACAGUUGAUCGAUGAUGCAUUGAAUUUGGCACGCGCAAGUUACUUAAGUUAUCAAACGGCUCUGGACGUUACACAGUACUUAGUUCACGAACACGACUACGUUCCGUGGAAGGCUGCCAUUAAUUCGAUGAAUUUUAUUGAUUCAAUGAUGAUUAAGGGUGGCGACUAUCAUUUGUUGAAGAAAUAUUUCUUAAGUCUCAUCGAAAGCGUUUACAAAGAGGUUGGCUUCGACGAUCCAAGAGACGAUGACAUGCUGACCGGAUACAAACGAGUCGAUAUUUUAACGGCCGCCUGUCAUGUGGGUUAUCAGGACUGUGUGGACAGUAGCAGACGAAAUUAUCACCUCUGGAUGAUGGAAGCCAAUCCGGACAUCAAUAAUCCAAUAUCGCCGAACAUUCGAUCGGUCGUUUACUGUACAGCCAUCAAGCACGGCGAUCAAGUCGAAUGGGAAUUUGCGUGGGAACGUUUCCAAAAGACGUCAGUGUCCAGCGAAAAGGAAUUGCUGUUGACGGCAUUGGGAUGUACGAGAGAAACGUGGUUGCUGAAUCGGUACUUGAAAAUGUCGUUGGACGAUCGGUUCGGCAUCAGGAAACACGAUGUAUUUCGGGUGUUUGUUGCCGUGUCCGGCAAUGUUAUCGGCCAACCAAUAGCCUUUAAUUUCAUUCGAAGCCAUUGGAAACAGAUGAAAGAUUACUUAGGAUCGACUCUAUCUCAAUUGAACGCCAUCGUGAAAUACUGCACUCGACGAAUAAAUGAUCGAUACGAAUUGGACGAGUUUAAACGAUUCUCACAUCUUCAUAUCAAAGACGGCGGACGGUCGAUACAUCAAGCUAUUGAAACUGGCGAAGCGAAUAUCGCAUGGAUGGACAACAACUAUAAAACGAUUGUCGAAUGGCUCGGAAAUUUAACCUAUUCAAGUAGAUAAGAAGAAAGAAAAAAAAAACCGUAGCAUCAGCAUCAGCAACAACAGCACGGAAAGAAUGAGAAAUGGAAUAUUUAUUUGUAAUUUAAAUCGCUUGUAGAAUCUAAGUAAAUUUGUUGUAUUAAGUAAUGCUAAGGUUUCGAUGGACGUUGUCAGGGGAACUUAAAUCGAUUGUUAGUAAAUUUUUAGCGCACAGUGUAAUCUUAUAAAAUCUAACGGUUUCAGUGCUAUCAGUUCAGUUUGACAAGUUAACAAACAUUCUUAGGCAUAUUAUUGAAUUUUGCUAUUAUCAUCAGUAUCUAUGUAUUGUGUUAAUCGAAUAAAUGUUUCUACAAAAAA